Vigna angularis (adzuki bean) is the source of this 1735-nucleotide messenger RNA. Its product is annotated as probable flavin-containing monooxygenase 1. Gene Ontology annotation, molecular function: NADP binding; flavin adenine dinucleotide binding; N,N-dimethylaniline monooxygenase activity. The record is from RefSeq and is a predicted model, not a curated record. Bases 23 to 1549 code for a protein of 508 amino acids. The transcript is spliced from 5 exons. NCBI's taxonomy places the organism in Eukaryota, Viridiplantae, Streptophyta, Magnoliopsida, Fabales, Fabaceae.
AAACCAAAACGAAAACCGUCCCAUGUUGAUCUCAAAAAUGGGCAUCAUAGGGGCUGGGGUAAGUGGUUUAGCUGCUGCUAAACAGUUAUCUCAUCACAACCCUAUUGUUUUUGAGGCCUCAGAUUCCAUUGGUGGGGUUUGGAGUCAUUGCUCCUACAACUCCACCAGACUACAGUCUCAUCGUCGUGAUUAUGAAUUCACCGAUUUCCCUUGGCCUCAAAGGGACAACCCCGAUUUUCCCACCCAUUUGGAGAUACUCAAUUAUCUGCACUCUUAUGCUCACCACUUUGACGUUUUCAAAAACAUCAGGUUCAACUCCAAGGUCGUCGAAAUCCGCUUCUCCGGCAACCGCGAAGUCACUGGCUUUUCAAGCCUGCUUCCCGGUCAGUCUGUGUGGGAAGUUGCUGUGCAGACCAAUAACUCAGACACCAUUCAGUGGUACGGAUUCGAGUUUGUGGUAGUAUGCGUUGGGAAAUAUGGAGACACACCGAAAAUUCCAACGUUUCCACAGAAAAAAGGGCCACAUAUAUUCAAGGGAAAGGUGAUGCAUACGUUAGAUUACUGUAAACUUGACCAGGAAGCUGCUACUCAACUUCUGAGAGGGAAAAAGGUGGUGGUGGUUGGUUUCAAAAAGUCAGGUAUUGAUUUAGCCAUGGAGUGUGCACGGGCAAACCAAGGAGCUGAAGGAGAAGCCUGCACCAUGGUUGUAAGGACUUUGCAUUGGACAGUUCCCCAUUACUGGAUUUGGGGAUUACCUUUUUUCAUGUUCUUCUCAACAAGAUCUUCUCAGUUCAUUCACGAGAGACCAGAACAAGGCUUACUCAGGACUCUUCUCUGCCUCAUGUUAUCUCCGCUGAGGCGUGGAAUUUCAAAGUUUAUUGAGUCGUACCUUCUGUGGAAACUUCCAUUGGAGAAGUAUGGAUUAAAACCAGAACACCCCUUUGUGGAGGAUUAUGCAUCUUGUCAAAUGGCCAUCAUGCCAGAAAAUUUCUUCUCCGAGGCUGAAAAGGGCAAAAUUGUCUUUAAGAAGGCAUCAAAGUGGUGGUUCUGGAAUGGAGGGAUUGAAUUUGAAGACAACACUAAGCUGAACGCUGAUGUAGUGAUUCUUGCAACUGGUUUUGAUGGAAAGAAAAAACUCAAAACUAUUUUACCAGAGCCUUUUAGUAGCUUGUUGGAGUAUUCUUCUGGUAUUAUGCCUUUAUAUAGGGGAACUAUUCAUCCGUUGAUUCCAAACAUGGCCUUUGUGGGUUUCGUUGAGAGUGUUUCAAAUCUUCACUCAUCAGAGCUACGUUCCAUGUGGUUUUCUGGGCUGGUAGAUGACAAAUUCAAGCUCCCAAGUGUGGAGAGCAUGCUUUCACAAACAGAAAAGGAGAUAGAAGUGAUGAAAAGGUCAACUAGGUUCUAUAAGAGGCACUGCAUUUCAACUUAUAGCAUCAACCACAGUGAUGAAAUUUGUAAAGAUUUAGGAUGGAGUUCCUGGAGGAAGAAGAACUGGUUAUCCGAAGUAUUUGGCCCCUACAGCAUUCCAGACUAUGCCAAGGAAGAUUGAAUAUACAAGCUUACAACCACUCUCUCAGUGACUGAUAAAAAUACUGGUAGAAUAAUACUAAUAAUGAUGAUGAUAAAAAUAACUACAUGUUCUCUAAGAAAGAAAAAUUUAAGGCUAAGUCGAGAGCCAAAUGUCGUUUAGAUACUUAAGAGUCAUGUUCCAUGAAUGCAGUCAAAACUCCUUCAA